GUUGUUGUUCUUGGUUCUCUCGGUUUGGGUGUGUUUGUGUGAGUGUGUAUGCGUACGCAUAGUCAUUCAACACACGGUAUGAUUUCAUUUGUAUAUGAUUGUUGCCGCAGCAGAGCAAGUUCAAGAGUUGCUUACACUCAGAGUUUGUAUGUUUUACGAUGGGCUUCUGUUGAAUCGAUCGUACACCUUCAGUCAUUAUCAUAUCCAAUCACUGCCUGAGUGCAUAGUGUGUUUGUGAUUAUUCUCUUGUUUUGUGUGCUGUGUGUCUCUUAUUUUUUUUGCUGCUGCUGCUGCUGCUGCUUGCUGCUCCACAUACCUUGUGUAGCCGAUUCAGACCAACGACGACGACGACGAACGAAAGACGAGAAAAAUAAAACAACACACUCAACAUCCAACAACGAAAUAACAAGAAAACCUGAAACACAAAACGGAUGAAAGAAAAGAAAAACCUCUAAUUAACGAAGAUAAGGUGUAAAUAUUUAGAUAAACGAAUGCAUUGUUGGUUCACGAUACCGCAUUCUUAGAAACAAAUAAAAACAAGACAGCGAGAGAGAGAGAGAGAGAGAGAGAGAGAGAAACACUAUCAACAGCAUGGAGAACCGAAAUCAAUAUCAAAAUAUCGCCGCGAUGAGUAUGCAUAAAAAUGCGUUGUGUUCCAUGCAACCAAAAUAUACGGAUCAACAACGUCGCUUGUCAUCGACACCAUUGCAAUUGAACAUCGAUGCGCAACAGAGUCAAUACAACGAGGAUUUGCUGCCACCACCAAGCCCAGUCAGUUCAUCGUACAGCGAAUUGAGACGGGCCACCGAAAAUCCAUAUCCAACAAUGCCAAUUUAUCCAUCUACAUCACAACAUCCACAACACACAUACGCUAAUAUAUACCAAUCGGACUAUACAUACGCCUCGUAUCAACCAUCCAGUAUGAGGCCCAUUUAUCGAACGCCAGAGUCAGUGGAUCAAACGCAAGUUUCGUCUCCAUAUGAGUCCAUUUAUGAGCCGAUCAAUUCACGUCCUCCCAGCCAAAUGUCCAAUCGAUCUAAUUAUCCGUCAUAUGGAUCGUCAUCGGCCUAUGUGAACGGUGGUAGAAGUAGCAACAGUAGCAUAAGUGGUAGUAAUCUUCAUUUGGCGCCAACGAAAACCAAUCCUGCCAAUAAAACACUAAUUGCGUCCGGUGCGGGGGUUGGUGCAGGCAGUGCCGGUGGUAAAAAUUUCCGUGAAGCAGAAGUCGAUGUGCUCACCGAAUUGCUGGUUCAGUCAAUGAAUAUGGGUGCCGAUACGGAUACGUUUGGCAUUUGUGUGCAGUGUGGUAAAAAAGUGGUCGGCGAAGGCUCUGGCUGUACAGCCAUGGAGCAAAUUUAUCACAUUGAAUGUUUCACAUGCUGCCAAUGCCAAAUCAAUCUGCAGGGAAAACCAUUCUAUGCACUCGAUGGAAAGCCUUGCUGUGAAGACGACUAUUUGAAUACGCUGGAAAAGUGCUCGGUGUGUGUUAAACCAAUUUUAGAGCGUAUCCUUCGAGCCAAUGGAAAACCAUACCAUCCGAAAUGCUUCUGUUGUGUUGUAUGUGGCAAAAGUCUGGAUGGCGUACCAUUCACCGUUGAUGCCACCAAUCAAAAUCAUUGCAUCGAAGAUUUCCAUAAGAAAUUCGCACCACGUUGCUGUGUAUGCAAGUUACCAAUAAUGCCAGAGCCAGGUGAAGACGAAACAGUACGAGUCGUCGCCUUGGAUAGAAGUUUCCAUGUUGAAUGCUAUAAGUGCGAAGAUUGCGAUAUGCUGUUGUCAAGUGAAGCUGAGGGUCGCGGUUGCUAUCCACUUGACGAUCAUAUAUUGUGCAAGGCAUGUAAUGCAAAACGCGUCCAAAUGCUGACUAGUCGCAUGACCACCGAAUUGUAAACCGAAAUUCAUACGACGCACGCACAAAAAAAGACAAAAUGAAUUUAAAAAUAAAUAUGCCAUGCAACAAGUUUAAAAGCGAGUAGCAAAAAUAUCUUUUAGAGGAAAAACAAAUUUUUUUUCGGUCAAAACAUAAUAAAAACAACAACAAAUUAUGCUUGCUAUACAUAUAUAAAUAAAUAAUCGUGGAGUGCGAUAUAAAUGUGAUGAUGAAGCAUUCGAGAGAAAAAAAAACAUUAGUUUAAGCAUUUAUUAGGCUAACAACAGACACUGUUGGUGGUGACCUGUUUAUCAAAAACAAAACAACGGGAAAAACAGCACAAAAAAACAAACGUCAAUAACCUCCAUAUUCCAAUAAUAAAACUUUAUAUAAUGAAUGUUGAACAUAAUUUUUUUUUAAAUUUUAUCUCUUUACAAUAAAAGUAAAAUGAUAAAUUGUAUACACAA
This is a messenger RNA of Sitodiplosis mosellana (orange wheat blossom midge), 2337 nucleotides long. Its product is annotated as lipoma-preferred partner homolog. Gene Ontology annotation, cellular component: stress fiber; focal adhesion. Gene Ontology annotation, biological process: cell-cell adhesion. Bases 592 to 1890 code for a protein of 432 amino acids. The transcript has 5 exons. Lineage: Eukaryota; Metazoa; Arthropoda; Insecta; Diptera; Cecidomyiidae. The record is from RefSeq and is a predicted model, not a curated record.